AUGGACAGACUUAAAAACCAGACAACCCUGGCCCAGGAAGUUGGCUGUAUGAAGAUCGAGCUCUUUGCAGACGUCGUGCCUAAGACAGCCAAGAAUUUUAGGCAGUUCUGCACUGGAGAAUUCAGGAAAGAUGGGGUUCCUAUAGGAUACAAAGGAAGCACUUUCCACAGGGUCAUAAAGGAUUUCAUGAUUUGGGGUGGAGAUUUUGUUAAUGGAGAUGGUACUGGAGUUGCCAGUAUGUACCGGGGACCAUUUGCAGAUGAAAAUUUUAAACUUAGACACUCAGCCCCAGACCUGCUCUCCAUGGCAAACAGUGGUCCCAGUACAAAUGGCUGCCAGUUCUUUAUCACCUGUUCUAAGUGUGAUUGGCUGGAUGGGAAGCACACAGUGUUUGGAAAAAUCAUGGAUGGACUUCUAGUGAUGAGAAAGAUUGAGAAUGUUCCCACAGGCCCCAACAAUAAGCCCAAGCUGCCUGUGGUGAUCUCACAGUGCAGAGAGAUAUAG
Messenger RNA from Pteronotus mesoamericanus, 504 nucleotides. RefSeq names its product peptidyl-prolyl cis-trans isomerase H-like. Bases 1 to 504 code for a protein of 167 amino acids. NCBI's taxonomy places the organism in Eukaryota, Metazoa, Chordata, Mammalia, Chiroptera, Mormoopidae. Gene Ontology annotation, cellular component: intracellular membrane-bounded organelle. Gene Ontology annotation, molecular function: peptidyl-prolyl cis-trans isomerase activity. Gene Ontology annotation, biological process: protein peptidyl-prolyl isomerization. The record is from RefSeq and is a predicted model, not a curated record. The transcript has 2 exons.